Molecule: messenger RNA, 1920 nt
Organism: Akanthomyces muscarius
Lineage: Eukaryota; Fungi; Ascomycota; Sordariomycetes; Hypocreales; Cordycipitaceae
Exons: 2
Coding region: 1-1920 (639 amino acids)
Source: RefSeq, a predicted model, not a curated record
AUGGACCACCUGAAAUCCGCCCACGACUUUUGCCCUAGCAAGCGAGCCUUUCAGACACAAUUUCGUCGCUGGAACUUUCCAGCCAAGCAGCGGCCGGCGCACAAGAAUGACCGCCUGGUCGCCCGGAUCAAGGAACUCUGGGAGAAGAACCUGGCACAGCGGGAAAUGCUCCGCGUCCUCAAUGAGGAAGACGGCUAUGAUAUAAAGCCACGAGAGCUCAUGCGGGUUCGCACCAAGAACCGAUGGCUUCUGCGCGUCCCCAACGCGACUGCAGAUGCGCGUCCGGAUCUUCCGGACGACCGUGACGAUGACGACGACGAUGGCACUGACGACGACAACGAUGCCGGCGGGGGUUCAGUCACUCUUCACCAUUCCGACGCCGUUGCAAACGGAAGCAGCGAUAUGAUCAUGCAGGACAGUGACAGUGGAAACGGUACACUCGCGGCGACUCCCGCCGGGAGCCGGUCACGGCGUCGCGGACGGAAGGCCGGGCCAGACAUGCAGGCGACGACAGCCGGUGGCAACAACCGCUUCCCCUCUGAAAUGACCAUUGACGAAGCGCGUGACAUCCUCAGCCUUGAAACGGCCACCUAUCGUACACUACGGACCAAUUUUCAGCAGAUUUGCCAGGAAGACAGUCUCUUACGCAAGACCGAGGCUGGACCUGAGCGCUGGGCCGCAGCAAAGCAGCGCCUGGUUGGCAGUUCGCCGGCGCUGCAGCGCAUGCUCUGGACGAGCAACACCAUGGCCGCCGGCGUUGAUGGCGGCACCCACAGUUUCGACCAGCGAGUCCUCGCUCUCGACGUCAUCUGCACUGAUGUCACUAAACGACUACGCACACUCGAGACGCGCAUGACGCUCGGCGAGGCCAAGUCUGUGCUUGGCGUCAACCCGACCGAGUCGCGCGACAUGCGAGCUGCGCUGCACGCUGUGCUUUCGGAGGCGCGUUUCGUGAGCAAGUCGGAUGCCACGCCGGAGCAGUGGGAGGAGCUCAAGCAGCGAUGGGGCCAGCGAUCACCGCUCGUGCGAGCCAUUUUGCUGGAUGGCUCCGGAACUGAAGGAGUCAAGGUGAAGCUGCGUGCGCUGGAGACGGUCGCGAGCGAUGUGAUGAAGAGAUUACGAGAUCAGCGGAGAUCGAGACAGACGUUGGCAGGUGGCAGCGGAAGCAACCAUCGACAGGAGAUGCAGCAACUGAGCGCCACAGCGCAGAGUUCGCCAAAUACGACCCAUGAGCCGAUGGAGCUGGCAGAGAGCCUGGCAGGAAGUAAUUUCGACGACAUGUCCGAAGUGUCGCAGAUGGCAUUUGGCAGCCCCGGCAGCGACGCCAUGCACAUGCCCUUGACAUUAUCCCAGGCAUCCUCCUUGACUGGCGAUUCGUCACAGCAAGCAGGGCGGGGAGUUUUAAACACCAUGAGUGCAGCUAUGCAGCUGGGUGCGUCGGGCAUGGGCUCAACGCUUCUCCUGGCGCCGGGCGGCCAAGCGGCCGCGGCGGCAUUCAUGGACCAUCACCAGCAGCCAUACUACAAUCCAGGCGCAGCCGCGACAUCGUCCGCCACCGUAGCCAGUACCUCAUCGCACAUGUAUCAGCAGCCGUCCACGCCUGACCCUUCUCGGGUUGGCGCAGGGCCCGGUCCGGCAUGCGCCAUCUACCUUCGGCUGCACCCGUCGUCGAGCUUCCUUACCAAUACAAGCCUCUGGGUCGCGACUUUAUGCUCCCACUCGGUGCAGGAGCUCCGGGAGGCGGCCGUGGCCCGGUUUCCCGGCGCCGCGUGCGUCCGCGUCGAGGGCGUCAUCAAGGACGGCAAAGGCGGGGAGCUGCCGCUCCAGAUUGAGCAGGAGCAGGAGCUGGCGGCGUAUCUGGCGCACAUGCAAGGCGCCUCACCGACAUUCAAUGUUCAGCUUGUAUGGAAGGGUACGUAG